Messenger RNA from Didymodactylos carnosus, 651 nucleotides. Lineage: Eukaryota; Metazoa; Rotifera; Eurotatoria; Philodinida; Philodinidae. The record is from the annotation of a GenBank genome assembly.
AUGUCCUUAUCUGCCUAUUACGCUUUCGAUUCACCCAGUCCACUCAUUGAUGCUGGACCGAAUAUGAUGAAUGCAACAGUUGUUGGCAAUUUUUCGUCGACGAACGGUCGGCGAAAUCAAGCAAUAUUAUUCAACACGACGAAUUCGCAUGUUUACGCAGCAGGAUUUACUUUAUUCAGCACAACAAAUCAACCAUUUUCUAUUGCAAUGUGGAUUAAACCGAUAAUGUUAAAUGGUACGUUGCUUCAAGUAACGCAAUCCGGAACAGUUAAUAGUGGCUGGUGCACCCCAUUCGUCGGAUUUUCUCUCAAUGGUAGUAUUGUUGUACAAACAUACGACCUGCAGAAUACGCUCCCAUCCAUCAUUGGUCCUAUUAUCAUGCCAGAUACAUGGUUAUAUAUUGUCGAGACAUUUAGUCAAGAAAAUGGACUCAGUUUGUAUUUAAAUGGCUCGUUGUACCAAACGAGAUCGGUAUCAUCGUAUUACGGAAGUAGUACAGGAACGAAUUAUGUUAUUAUAGGUAGUAAUUUAGGAGGAAACUGUUAUUCCGGUGAUAUCAGUAUGGGACAAUAUCAAGGAGCCAUUGACGAACUCAGAAUUUACUCAAGAGAACUGUCAGCAACCGAUGUUGCUAUACUCGCAAACUGGUAA